AUGGAAACUCGGAGGAAUGGUGGGUCGCAGGUGGUGGACUGCAGCGACGAUGGAAGGACAGCUACGACGAUGGGUAUCUGUGGUUGGUGGCUGUGGGCGGCCUUGCUGCUUUAUUUCUAUUGGCGGAUGCUCGGCGAGGGAUCAAGACGAAGCAACAGCGACGAUGGCGUUUGGUGGUGAUGUUAUAAGGUCAACCUUAAGGCUGAAGGGAGUAGUGUUGAGGUCCCGAGCUCAGCAAAGAAGAGGAAAUUCUUGAAGAAGAGAAGGAGAAGAGAAGUGGUGAGCUAUCGAGUUCAGGAGAAGAAAAGGCGAAUCAAGUGUAGAAGGAGAGAUACUCGAAAGAGGGGUGCCGAUUUACGUUGCCAAAUAGUCUUUGCGGAGCAUGAGACGUUGUAUGCACUGAGUCCACGUAGACAUGAAGAAACGAUGUCCAGUUGUUCUAGUAGUGGCAGUAGUUGCUUUGUGGACGAUGAGGAGUUAUUACAGUUUGAAGCGAGAUGUAAAGAGUUGAGGAUAGAAAAGGACAUGCUGAAAGAAUCAAGCUAUGAACUCAUUCGGAGCCUUGAAUCACAUGCAAAAACAUUAUCCCAAAAUCGUUCCAAUGACAAGAAACGUAUACAAGAUUUAGAAAGAGAGCUAAGAAACUGCACACAAGAAAUAGAUUACUUGCAGGAUCAAGUAAACACAAGGGACACAGAAAUAAACCACAUGACUGAUUACGUCCAAAUUCUAGAGUCAAAACUCAAAGCAAAAGAUAAUUUAGAUGGAAUCAUGAGAAGUUUAGAGCAAGAUUUGAAGGCAUGCAAUUUGGAAAAGUUGGUUUUGUUGGAAAAAUUAGAAAACAAAGAACAAGAAUUGCAUGAUGUUGCUUUAGACUACCAAUGUGACAUAGAAAGCAUGAAUCUUGAUUUAAUGGCUAUGGAGAAUAGUUUUCUUGAAGCUAAAGAACUCCAAGAAGAAGUUGUUCAAGAACAUUGUAAGAUGCAGGAAAUGACUAAAAACUACAACCUUCAAAUGCAUGAAUAUGAACUUCUUGUGAGCCAAUUGAAGGAACAAUUAAGAGAUGAAAAAUUUAAGGCAAAAGAAGAAGCUGAAGAUUUAGCUCAAGAAAUGGCUGAGUUAAGAUAUGAGUUAACCGGAUUGCUUGAAGAAGAAUAUAAAAGACGCGCAUGUAUAGAACAAAGAGCUUUACAAAGAAUAACCGAGUUGGAGUCUCAGAUUGAAAAAGAACGAAGGAAAACUUUUGCUAAUAGAGGUUUACUCGUCAUCAAAGACUUUUUCUUCCAAUAUUCAAUUCCCCCGCUUUCGUCUUCCUCUAUAUCCCUCGUCCCUUUCCACUUGGAUAUUCUCUCCGGCAUCCACCGGUUUCUAUCGUAUCUCCUAAUUUCACAGCUUGCAGAGUCUAACAUGUCUGGGCUCAAGAAACCGAAUCAGCACAAACCUCGAUUCCCAAGUCAACCCACCUCCAAUCCAUUCGAUUCUGAUGAUGAAAUCGACAAAAAAUCAACCCUAAAACCAUCAAAAAAACCCUCUUCCGAACCUUCAUUAACCCCAAAUUCAAAAACCAGUCUUUUCGAUUACAAUGAAAUUAAAGGGGGCUCGAAUUCAUCUGGGUAUGCAUCAAGAAACAAAUACAAAAACGAUUUCAUUGAUUCUGGUGGUGUAGAUAACCAAAGUGUCCAAGAAUUGGAACAUUAUGCUGCGUAUAAAGCUGAAGAAACUACAAAGUAUGUGCAUAGUGCAUUAAAAAUUGCAGAAGAUAUUAGAGAAAGUGCCACUAACACCAUGCUCACCUUGCAUCAACAAGGUGAACAGAUUAACAGAACCCACAAUGCUGCAGCAAAUAUUGAGCAAGAUCUCAGUAGGGGAGAGAAGCUAUUGGGAAGUCUUGGAGGCAUUUUUUCUAGGACUUGGAAGCCCAAAAAGGGUCAGACAAUAAGAGGUCCUACAAGCAUCAGAGAUGAUCCUGAUAGAAGAAAGGGUAACCAUUUGGAGCAAAGAGAAAAAUUGGGACUUACAACAAGUCCAAAUAAGGGAGCUUCACGUUCGAGGAUCCCACUUCCUGAAUCCGCUGAUGCAAUGCAGAAAGUUGAGUACGAAAAGGAGAAGCAGGAUGAUGGGCUCUCCGAAUUGAGUAACAUAUUGGGGGAAUUGAAGGAAAUGGCUGUUGACAUGGGUUCUGAAAUUGAAAGGCAAGAUAAAGCCCUUAAUCCUCUUCAAGAUGAUGUUGAUGAGAUCAAUUUCAGAGUAAGGGGUGCUAAUCAACGAACUCGGCGUCUUCUUGGAAAAUAAUUGAAUUGGUUUGAAUGAAUUUGGUUAUUUUUAUAUAUUUUAUGGAAAAAUAUAGAAAACGAUAUCUCCUUACUACUUCCCUUUUAUUUAUUAUGUAGAUGAUUGUUUACCUUACAGUUUUCCAAUUAACUUUUUAUAGGGUUUA
This is a messenger RNA of Lactuca virosa, 2437 nucleotides long. NCBI's taxonomy places the organism in Eukaryota, Viridiplantae, Streptophyta, Magnoliopsida, Asterales, Asteraceae. The record is from the annotation of a GenBank genome assembly.